Molecule: messenger RNA, 3003 nt
Organism: Oryzias melastigma (Indian medaka)
Lineage: Eukaryota; Metazoa; Chordata; Actinopteri; Beloniformes; Adrianichthyidae
Product: choline transporter-like protein 1
Exons: 16
Coding region: 725-2698 (657 amino acids)
Biological process (GO): transmembrane transport
Cellular component (GO): membrane
Molecular function (GO): transmembrane transporter activity
Source: RefSeq, a predicted model, not a curated record
GUUCACACUUCAAGAGCUGACGCGCUGCAUUCAUGGACACAAAUAAUUUUCUGGAAUUCAGGAUUCAAUUCGAUUCAAUCACAAUAUGUAUUAUUAUUUAUUUAGAAAAAUGUGAAUGCAUUCAAUUGUGAACUAAAAUAAUAAAAUACACAUGUGUGAUAAUUUUAGAAUAAAUAAAUUUAAAAAGUAAUUUUAAGAAAUGUUCACAAAAGUAGCCUGCAAGCUUCUAAAGCAAGUUCCUUUCCCGUAUCGGCCUACUGUGAAAAAGAUGAACCUUUAGUUAUUUGGUAAGGUAUAUUUUGUAGGCUACAUUAAAAAAAUAUGGUGAAAAAAACUAAAACAUGCAAAUAUUUUACAUUUUACUUAAAAAAAAAAAAAAAGAAGAAGAAGAAGGACCACUAACUGUGCAUCGUGACCGUCAAUGGUAAGAACUUACAUGCUACGAAGUUUUCCAAAUUUCAACAUUUCCGAUAGUCUUUGAACACACCACUAAUUUUAGGGUGUGAUAACUUUUCUCCUUCCGCGUUCACCUGAAGAUCACUGAAAACAGAAAUGGCUGCUCCUCGGUGAAGCAAACUGGAGGGUAGCAUGCUUGUUUCGUUAUGAGUUCGGAGAGAGGAAACAUAAAGAGAAAGUAAAAGUAACUUCAUUUUUAAACAAAAAAGAAAAAAGAAAAGAAAAGAAAGGGUCUGCGUAUCUGGAAGUUGUGUUCCUCCGCCGCACUAUGGGGUGUUGUAGCAGCUCAGAGAGCAAAAGUGACUGGCUGGUAAACGGGAAAGAACUGCCGAAGGGUCGCAGCUGCACCGACAUACCAUGGCUCAUCAUAUUUAUGUUGUUCUGUCUCGGCAUGAUUUUUAUUUGCGGAUUCGCAGUGGCCACGGGGGGCGCCUCCAGGCUUCUAUCGGGAUACGACAGCUACGGAAACACUUGUGGCCGCAACAACAGCAAGAUCGAGGGGGUUCCGCUCAGCGGUCGCGACAUGAGUCAAAACAAGUAUGUUUUCUUUUUGGAUCCCUGCAACCUUGAUCUGAUAAACAGGAAGAUCAAAUCCAUCGCACUGUGCGUUUCCAAAUGUCCAGAUAUGGAACUGAAGACGUAUGGGGCUGUCAAGUCAUUCGCUCUGCAAAACGGGUCUGAUCUCUGCACUUAUGACAUCACUCCCACAAGAUACGAAAGUCAUGGAGACAGAUUCACCAAAUGUCCAAAGCUUCCUGUUCAACCAAGCAAAGCCGUCCCGGUGUUCCGCCGCUGCAUUCCCAUGGAAAUUGGCUGCUACGCUGAGUUUGCUCAAGGUUUCAUCACGUUUGUCAGCGAUAACACCGUGCUGCGGCGGGUCUUGGCUGGGGUGGUGACCAGCAAGGAGAUCAUCAUGGGUCUUUGUGUGCUGGCUUUAGUUCUUUCCCUGAUCAUGAUGGCCGUCAUCCGGUACAUAACCAAGGUGUUGGUGUACAUCCUCACUUGUCUAGUAAUCGUCGGCUCCACGGGUGCCGUAGCAGUUUUGUGGUGGCUGUAUGCUGACCACAAGAAGGCGUUGGACAACAACUCCACCUCGGCCAUUGGGAAGGAGGUGACCUCGGACAACGUUAAGGCUUUACUUGUGUAUGCGAUCAUUGCUACUGUGUUCACGGUUAUCCUGCUGCUGGUGAUAUUCUUCAUGAGGAAGCGUGUGGCUCUGACCAUCUCCCUCUUCCACGUGGCGGGAAAAGUGUUCAUCCAUCUCCCUUUCCUAGUCUUGCAGCCUCUUUUGACCUUCCUCUCCCUCAUGCUCUUCUGGGUUUACUGGAUAGCUGUUCUCCUCUUCCUGGGGACCUCAGGAACUCCGAUGAAGAACAACUCCACGGAGUUGGUGGAGUAUCGGAUGGAAGGGCCUCUUCAGUAUACAGUGUGGUAUCACGCUGUGGGCCUCAUCUGGAUCAGCGAGUUCAUUCUUGCUUUCCAGCAGAUGACCACCGCUCUAGUAGUGGCCAACUACUAUUUCACCAAGGACAAGUCCACAAUGACAUCAACACCCAUCCUGUCAGCCAUGUUGCAGACCAUUCGCUACCACAUGGGCACUAUCGCUAAGGGCUCCUUCAUCAUCACGCUUGUUAAGAUCCCCCGUCUCAUCCUAACGUACAUCCACAGCCAGCUCAAGGGGAAAGAAAACGCCUGUGCUCGCUGCAUGCUGAAGGCCUGCGUCUGCUGCUUAUGGUGUCUUGAAAAAUGUUUGGCAUACUUAAAUCAAAAUGCUUAUACUGCAACAGCCAUCAAAAGCACCAAUUUCUGCACCUCAGCCUGUGAGGCUUUCGUUAUCCUGGUGGAGAAUGCUCUUCGAGUGGCAGCCAUUAACACCGUGGGGGACUUUGUGCUCUUCAUGGGAAAGAUUCUCAUAGUCGCCACCACCGCGUUUGCAGGCAUUCUGGCUCUGAACUACCAGAGGGAGUACACGGUGUGGGUGCUGCCUCUUUUGAUCGUCUGCGUGUUUGCCUUCCUCGUGGCGCACUGCUUCCUCUCUGUGUACGAGAACGUCGUCGACGUCCUGUUUCUCUGCUUCGCCAUCGACUGCAAGUAUCGCGAUGGCUCCCCCGGGAAAGAGUACUUCAUGGAUAAGUCAUUAAUGGAAUUUGUGGAGAGCAACAAAAAAACGGGCUUAGUCAAGGAAGAAAAGGGAGACGAAAAGGAAAUGAAACCCAUGACUCGAGGAGGGACUUCAGCUUGACCUCAUCCCAAACUGACAAAAAAAAAGGUCAAAGUAACACUAGGGAAUCUGUUUUGGACACAGAUAAUACUGAUGUGCUUUUCUGUGCUAACAUUUUUUUAAGAUUUUGAUUUUUUUUUUAAAGCUUAUACCACUCUAAUAUUUGUUGUGUUCUGUUUUUUAUUUACAAAGCUUAUUUUUCUUAGUUAACUUUAUUAUUUUUUCCUUCUCAACUAAACUAUUUGUGUAUUUUCUAAGAAUUUGUACAAUUUAACAUGUUUUUAUGGACGGUUGCGUGUAUAUUACCUACAUUGUGAGGGUUUGUG